UGUGGUGGUGGUGGUGGCGGGAGCCGGGGAAUUAAGGUGCUGGGCGAUGGCCAGCUGUGAGCGAUGACCAGGCUUCUGGCCGUGGCGCGCAGAGUUGCUUUGGCCGCCGUGCGCUGCAGCACCCACGGCAGCAGCGGCCUCAGCAUGUUUUAUGCCGUGAGGAGGGGCCGCAAGGCCGGGGUCUUCCAGACCUGGAGCGAAUGUAGAGCCCAGGUGGACCGGUUUCCUGCUGCCAGAUUUAAGAAAUUUCCCACGGAGGAGGAGGCCUGGGCCUUUGUCAGAAAGCCUGCAAGCCCGGAUGGCUCAGAAGGGACAGAAAAUAAGCAUGAACAAGAAUCACAGGUGAAAGUCAACAAGCGACUCCGUGAACCCUCGGAUGGAGAGGAAAACGCAGAGCCCUGUGUGAAGCAUGCGAGACAGAACACAGAAUCCGUGCCUUCAGUUAACAAAGACUCAUUUUCUUAUAUGGGAGAGUUUGUCGUCGUCUACACUGACGGCUGCUGCUCCAGCAACGGGCGGAGGAGGGCACGAGCAGGGAUCGGCGUUUACUGGGGGCCGGGCCAUCCUUUGAACGUAGGCAUUAGGCUUCCUGGGCGGCAGACCAACCAAAGAGCAGAAAUUCAUGCAGCCUGCAAAGCCAUCGAGCAAGCAAAGGCUCAAAACAUCAAGAAGUUGGUUCUAUAUACGGACAGUAUGUUUACUAUAAAUGGUAUCACUAAUUGGGUUCAAGGCUGGAAGAAGAAUGGGUGGAAAACGAGCACAGGGAAAGAGGUGAUCAACAAGGAGGACUUCAUGGCGCUGGAGCAGCUCAUCCAGGGCAUGGACAUCCAGUGGAUGCAUGUUCCUGGUCAUUCGGGAUUUAUAGGCAAUGAAGAAGCUGACAGAUUAGCAAGAGAAGGAGCUAAGCAAUCAGAAGACUGAACGAAGUAAUUUUAGUUCUUGGAAAAACUUGACUUUAUGGAGGUGUGCUUGACGGACAGCAAAUGGCAUGUGUGUAAAGUGAGCUAUGGAUUCCCCUGUGAAGUCCCCGCCAGAACUGCGUGUCACCCCCCGCCGGGGUUUUCUCAUGCCCCUUUGAAAUCCUUCCCUCCCUGACCCCAUCCCCAGACGACAACCGAUCUACUUCCUGUCACUAUAGAUUAAUUUGUAUUUCCUAGGAUUUUAUAUAAAUAGAGUCCUACAGUAUAAACUCCUUUUCAGUCAGGAGCUUCUUUCACUCAGUGUAAUUAUUUUGGCAUUCACGCGUGCUGUGUCUAUCAGUAGUUCACUCCUUUUUAUUGCUGAGGAGUAUCCAUUGUAUGGGUAACCACAGUUUGUGCGCCCGUUCUCCUGUUCAUGGAUAUUUGGUCGUCCCCAAUGUGGGGCUGUUGUAAAUAAAGCUGCUGUGAACA
Messenger RNA from Neomonachus schauinslandi (Hawaiian monk seal), 1391 nucleotides. It is a transcript of the gene RNASEH1, whose product is annotated as ribonuclease H1. The record is from RefSeq and is a predicted model, not a curated record. Gene Ontology annotation, molecular function: RNA-DNA hybrid ribonuclease activity; nucleic acid binding; magnesium ion binding. The transcript is spliced from 9 exons. Bases 64 to 921 code for a protein of 285 amino acids. Gene Ontology annotation, biological process: DNA replication, removal of RNA primer. NCBI's taxonomy places the organism in Eukaryota, Metazoa, Chordata, Mammalia, Carnivora, Phocidae.